AUGAGGCGGGAAGGCAACAGACGUUAUGCCAUUAACAAAAGGAUUACUACUUUGGCUGCUCGAUUAUUGUUGCUGGAAAGCACCGACUCUUUCUUUUUUUCGUUCUUUCUUUAUUUUUAUUAUUUCCAUCCUUUAUUACUCUUUUCUUCUUUCUCCGUUAUAAUUAUUCCUUUCUUUCUUUCUUUCUUUCUUUCUUUCUUUCUUUCUUUCUUUCUUUCUUUCUUUCUUUCUUUCUUUCUCUUUGUUAUUUUAAUCUUUCAUUACUCUUUUCUUUCUCCGUUACAAUUAUUCCUUCCUUCCUUCCUUCCUUCCUUCCUUCCUUCCUUCCUUCCUUCCUUCCUUCCUUCCAUCUUCAUUACUCUUUUGUUCUUUCUCCGUUACAAUUAUUCUUUCCUUUCUUCCUUCUUUCUUUCUUUCUUUCUUUCUUUCUUUCUUUCUUUCUUUCUUUCUUUCUUUCAUCCUUCAUUACUUUUUUUCUUCUAUUUCCGUGAUACUUACUUCUUUCUUUCUUUCUUUCUUUCUUUCUUUCUUUCUUUCUUUCUCUUUGUUAUUUUCAUCUUUCAUUACUCUUUUCUUCUUUCUCCGUUACAAUUAUUCCUUCCUUCCUUCCUUCCUUCCUUCCUUCCUUCCUUCCUUCCUUCCUUUCAUUUUCAUUACUCUUUUCUUCUUUUCUCCGUUACAAUUAUUCCUUCCUUCCUUCCUUCCUUCCUUCCUUCCUUCCUUCCUUCCUUCCUUCCUUUUCAUCUUCAUUACUCUUUUCUUCUUUCUCCGUUACAAUUAUUCCUUCCUUCCUUCCUUCCUUCUUCCUUCCUUCCUUCCUUUCAUUUUCAUUCUCUUUUGUUCUUUCUCCGUUACAAUUAUUCCUUCCUUCCUUCCUUCCUUCCUUCCUUCCUUCCCUCCUUCCUUCCUUCCUUUCAUCUUCAUUACUCUUUUCUUCUUUCUCCGUUACAAUUAUUCCUUCCUUCCUUCCUUCCUUCCUUCCUUCCUUCCUUCCUUCCUUCCUUUCAUUUUCAUUCUCUUUUGUUCUUUCUCCGUUACAAUGAUUCCUUCCUUCCUUCCUUCCUUCCUUUCAUCUUCAUUACUCUUUUCUUCUUUCUCCGUUACAAUUAUUCCUUCCUUCCUUCCUUCCUUCCUUCCUUCCUUCCUUCCUUUCAUUUUCAUUACUCUUUUGUUCUUUCUCCGUUACAAUGA
Messenger RNA from Acanthosepion pharaonis, 1191 nucleotides. NCBI's taxonomy places the organism in Eukaryota, Metazoa, Mollusca, Cephalopoda, Sepiida, Sepiidae. The record is from the annotation of a GenBank genome assembly.